Messenger RNA from Penaeus chinensis, 2016 nucleotides. Its product is annotated as DNA polymerase beta-like. The record is from RefSeq and is a predicted model, not a curated record. Gene Ontology annotation, cellular component: nucleus. Gene Ontology annotation, biological process: double-strand break repair via nonhomologous end joining. NCBI's taxonomy places the organism in Eukaryota, Metazoa, Arthropoda, Malacostraca, Decapoda, Penaeidae. Bases 341 to 1342 code for a protein of 333 amino acids. Gene Ontology annotation, molecular function: DNA-directed DNA polymerase activity; DNA binding. The transcript is spliced from 7 exons.
GUCGCGUCCAAACAAGUCGCUGACACGUUCCUCUCCACGAAACAUUGAAAUAACACGAGAACAAUAAUGAGGAGCAACUAAGGAAAUAGAGUCCGGGGUAUGUAGACUAUAGAAGAAUACGAAAACCCUACAGAAAGAAGAGAGAAGAGGAAGAUAAAGAGAACGAGACGAUAAAACAUAACUCUUGCGUCACUUUAGAGCAAUUUUUUAACAUGCAGGAAAGAUCGCAGAUUUUACAAGCUCCGUCCUGCUAGUUCUUCACUCCUGCUGUCUCGUCGGUCCUGUGCUGUUUGUUCUGUCAUCUUGGUCUGCUGGCUGCAAUCAGUUUACCUUCCUGAAGAUGAGCAGCAAGAGGAAAGGUUACGAGAGCACACAGAAACCCAAUGGAGACCUGUGCGAGUUUUUGCUCGAACUGGCUGACUAUGAGCGAAAUGUAAAUCGCAACAUUCACAAAUACAAUGCUUAUCGGAAUGCUGCGGCUGCUCUAGGAGAGUAUCCUACGCGCAUUAAAGACGGCAAUGAGGCCAAAAAGAUCAAAGGUAUCGGCACGAAGAUUGCAGACAAGAUUGAAGAGUUUCUGAAUACAGGAAAAUUAACGAAACUGGAGAAGAUUCGUGCGAGCGAGACCAACGUCGCCAUCAACCUGCUCAAUCGCGUGACGGGCAUUGGACCAGCUAAAGCGCGGGAGCUCGUCAACGAAGGAAUUCUUAACCUGGAGGACCUCAGGAAAAACCAAGACAAACUGAAUCAUCAUCAGAUCAUCGGAUUGAAGUACUUUGAUGAUUUCGAAAAGCAGAUUCCAAGAGAAGAAAUUGAAAGAAUUGAGGAUGUCGUAAGAAAGCAAAUCAACGAGAUCGACUCAAAGUACAUCAUUACAAUCUGUGGUAGCUAUCGUCGAGGAGCCAAGAGCAGUGGUGACGUGGACGUUCUGCUGACUCACCCUGCCUACACCUCAGAAACGGAGAAACGGCCAGACCUGCUGAAGAAAGUCGUGAAUCAGCUUAAGGAGGGCCAGUUGAUCACCGAUACCUUGUCAUUAGGAGAUAUCAAGUUUAUGGGCGUGUGUCAGCUGGAGCAGGAUCUCCCUCACCGACGUCUCGACAUUCGACUGUUGCCGCACGACCAGUACUUCUGUGGUAUUCUGUACUUUACGGGUUCAGACAUCUUCAACAAAAACAUGCGGGCACAUGCACUAGAGCAGGGUUUCACACUGAACGAGUACUGCAUUCGACCCAUAGGCAGCACAGGUGUAGCCGGAGAGGCCCUGCCGGUGUCGAGUGAGCGAGACAUUUUCGACUACAUAGACUAUGAUUACAAGGAACCCCACCAAAGGAAUGUGUAGCACGGGGCAGAAGCCGGAUAUUCGUGAAUGUGUAUACUUCACUUAGACGUGUCGUGGGGUUGGUUAUUUGCGGUAGAAUUUUUUUCGUGAUGUUCUUUCCGAUGACCUCGCGCUUUUCUUUUCUUGUUGAAUACAGCUUAUACAAUCACUUUCAGUACAAAAAGUUGUUUUAAGUCAACUUUCAGGAAAAUUGUAUGAUUAGAGAUUAGAUAUUUGUUUAAUGCCUGUACUGUAAUGUGAAGUAUGAGUGUCUAUUUAUUUUUUUAACAAUUUUUUUUUUUUUUUUUUUUUUUUUUUUUUUGAUAACCUUCUGAUUUAAAUUUUAGAUGUGGUUCAUUACAUUUUUUUCUUUUUCUUUUAAAGGAAUGUGUAUUUUUUAAAUAAAGUUGUGGAAACAUAUCAUAUUUGAUGGCAUAUAAGACAAAAAACAAAGAAAAAUCAAAAUGACAAUGGGUCUUAUAUACGAAGGUGUGUACACUUUUUAUCCUCUGAUACCCUGUCAGAGCAUUCUAUAUGCAGUCAAUUUCUAUAAGUCAGAAAUGGGAUCCCGUAGAUGUUAAUGUAAUCCAAUUUUCUGAAGUUUAUCCGAAUAAUGAUAAAGAUUUUAAUCAAAGAGGAAGUAACCAUUGGUAUUUUGUUAGAUACUGUUUGGAAAAUAAAGGAAAACACAUUCA